Messenger RNA from Chelonus insularis, 822 nucleotides. RefSeq names its product mitochondrial ribosomal protein L51 (gene mRpL51). Gene Ontology annotation, molecular function: structural constituent of ribosome. The transcript has 2 exons. Bases 174 to 683 code for a protein of 169 amino acids. The record is from RefSeq and is a predicted model, not a curated record. Gene Ontology annotation, biological process: translation. Gene Ontology annotation, cellular component: mitochondrial large ribosomal subunit. Lineage: Eukaryota; Metazoa; Arthropoda; Insecta; Hymenoptera; Braconidae.
UCACAUUGAUACUAGUGGCGUUAAAUGUAAGAUGGCCGGUCUAUCAUAGAAUAAUUAAUUGGUGUUGUUUAAUAUUUUUUGCAUAACAAUAAAUAAUAAUCAUUGGUUUAAAACACUUAAUGACCAUAAAUAUAUUAGAUCUCUUCUCAACUUAAAAGGUUAUUUUAGUAGAAAUGUCGUGGAUUGGUAAAGGAAUCACGUCCCUAACUUCGUCAAUUAAAUUUUGGGCUCCACAAGUAACUCAGGUCAGACACACUCGUUAUCACUACUGGAAAGAAAGACGUGAAAACGGACCAGUUCUCCGUAGAUUUGGAUAUGAUGAUCCAGUAGAUGCUCGGGGACUUUUACCUCGAGAAGAUACACGUCCAAUACGACAGUUACCUAUUUAUCGGCCUAGAAAUGUUUGGGCUCCAAGACGAGCUUUGUUUGGUCAAAAUGAUUACAUUGACAUUCUAGGCAAUGAUAAUCUUCAUCCAACAAGAGUUUUGUAUAACGUUCCAUCUUGGUUAAGAGGUGUUAGAGGUGAUGAGUAUCAUGUCCUUCUUAGAAAAGAAAAAAUUUGGUCUAAAGGAAUCUUUCCUUUUGCAAGACCUGCAAGAUGGAGAGACAUUAAAAAGAGAAUCAAAUAUUUACAUAAAUUCUUAAAUAAUAAGACAAAAACAGGAUUGAAUAAUAGAUGGUAGAAACUUAGCACUUAAUAAUUGAUAUCUUUUUUUAUUUCAGUGAAUAGUUAUUAAUAAAAAUUAAAUUAUAUUGUGAAUACUUAUAUUGAUAAAUUAUAUUAUUAUACCAUGAGAAAAGAGAGAAAAAUGUUAUUGAUCA